Anastrepha ludens (Mexican fruit fly) is the source of this 5161-nucleotide messenger RNA. Its product is annotated as collagen alpha-1(I) chain-like. Bases 288 to 4937 code for a protein of 1549 amino acids. Gene Ontology annotation, molecular function: extracellular matrix structural constituent. NCBI's taxonomy places the organism in Eukaryota, Metazoa, Arthropoda, Insecta, Diptera, Tephritidae. The transcript is spliced from 11 exons. The record is from RefSeq and is a predicted model, not a curated record.
UGCUGCGAUCAGUGAGUGCUAUAAAAAGCCAAGCGCGUCUUGAAAAAGCUUCAGUUCGUUUGGUUUUCGGUUGGUUUAGAUUUGGUCCCGGGUAAGAAGUGAUUUGUGUGAGAAAAUAGUGAGAAGUGCGGAACGGAAGUGAAGGCAACAGCUAAACCUAGAAAAGGGUUUAUGAUGCAGCAAAUGACCUUAUGAAUACUUAAUCCAAAGCAUUUUGAAUUUUUCGCGAUUCAAAAAAAAAAAAAAUAAAUAAAAAAUAAAAAUAAAGAUAAAUAGCAAAACAAAAAAUGAGAUUCAAGCCUUUACAUCUCCUAUGCUUCGCAUGCGUUCUGUGCGUUUUGCUUGAGUGUGCUUGGGCGGAGAACUCUGCUGGAGCGCAUGUAGGAAAGCGAAAAACACGUACUAAAAAAGUGAAAAAAUACCGUAAAGCAUUUAAUGAGCGACCGCAAGCAGAGGAGCCGCAACCGGAAGCCGAUUUACCGGGCACAGAUGAGUUCGAAGCAUACGAUUACAACAACUACGAAGAUGUGGACGUGGAUGCCGACGUGAAUGUAGGCGGCACUAACGGUUUCGAUACCCACCAGGAAGCAAGCAACCCGUCGAAUGUGCCAAAUGUUGAAACCCCCGCCAACGUUGUGGGUGCUUUUUCAUGUCUGUAUGAGGGUAAUUGGUAUCGCGAUGGUGAUGAAUUUACCAGCGAGCGCAAUGGCUGCACAAAUUCUUGUUCUUGCACUGAAGGCAAGGUGAUCUGUCGCGAGACUGAAAAUUGCAUGCACAUCCCACCAGCAACUUCCACCACAACAACUACCACGACGACAGAGCCUAAUCUCCCAGAUACCGCUGAAGACAAUCCCUAUGCUGGCGUUUCCACUGGCCCACGCGGCUUACCUGGUUAUCCGGGUGCACAAGGUCGUCCGGGAGAGGGUGGUAUACCUGGUACGCCUGGUAAUCCAGGUGUGCCUGGAAAUCCUGGCGUGCCUGGCCCGAUACCGGAUAUGAGUUAUUAUCACCAACAGUUGGCCGCUGAGUAUGCAAAUUCGGAUAAGGGUCCCAGUUCGUUACCAUUCGUUCCGGAGUUUCAGUAUCUGCAAUCAUCUGUGGGAGCUGUCGGUCCACGUGGUGCACCUGGUAGCUCAGGUCCUGUUGGCCCUCAAGGUUUUCAAGGCAUGCGUGGUGAACCUGGCGAGCCUGGACCACAAGGUCCACCUGGUUUGAUGGGACCACGCGGCUUACCUGGUCCACCAGGUAAAGAUGGUUCUCCUGGUGAGGAUGGUGAACCUGGAUUGCAAGGUGCUGCAGGUAUACCAGGGCCACGAGGCUUACCCGGUAUGCCAGGUAUUCCCGGUUUGAAGGGGCAUCAUGGCUUGCCUGGUAUUGAUGGCGCAAAAGGUGAGCUAGGUGCUCCUGGUGAGAAAGGUGGCACUGGCCCAAUGGGUGCUGUUGGCCCUACAGGCCCACAGGGCCCUGCUGGUCCUCGUGGGGAGCGUGGGCGUGAAGGGCCACCGGGUCCACAGGGCGCCAGAGGGUUAGAUGGUAAUCCGGGUGCUGCAGGGCAACCUGGUUCUAUUGGCAAGCCUGGUCCACCAGGUUUCCCUGGUAGUCCCGGUGCCAAAGGCGAUUGGGGACAUCCAGGACCAAAAGGUGAUCAAGGAUUGCAGGGUCCACGCGGUGAGGCUGGACGUCCAGGCGCUGCCGGUGAGCCUGGCAUGUCAGGACCGCCUGGUAAAGAUGGUUUACAUGGUGACAAAGGUUCGAUGGGUGCACCUGGUAUUGCAGGACCGCAAGGUUUUCCUGGACCCCGUGGUCCGGAUGGCAUACCUGGCAGUCCAGGAGAACCUGGUAUAAAAGGCACACCAGGGCAACCUGGCGAACGUGGUUAUAAAGGCGAUCAAGGUAUUAAAGGAGAAUCUGGUCAAUCAGGUCCGCGUGGCUUACCAGGUACGGUAGGGCCGGAAGGAAAACGUGGUAAACGCGGUAUGCGAGGACCUACCGGACCUUCAGGCCCAACUGGCGAAAGAGGACCGCAAGGAUUGCCUGGAAUUUCUGGUCCAGAUGGUCCUAUUGGUCCAAAAGGUACUCCCGGCGACCGCGGCAUACAAGGACCACACGGCAUAAAGGGAAGUCCAGGCGAUGUUGGACAACCCGGUAUACCAGGAGUUCAAGGUUUGCGUGGUUUGCCAGGACGUAUAGGACCUCCAGGAAAACCUGGACCUGUGGGUGAGAGGGGAAUUCCUGGCGCCGAUGGAAGGCCCGGUGAACAAGGUCUGCAAGGCUUGCAGGGGCUACCUGGACCAAUGGGCAUUCCUGGCGAUAAAGGUUUCACCGGAGAACCUGGUAAAAAUGGUGAGCCAGGUCCACCGGGUCCGCAAGGGCCCCAUGGAGAUAGCGGCAAAGAUGGUUUGCCUGGCGCACAAGGUCCUCGUGGUCCUCCUGGUCAAGAUGGUGAGCGUGGAGAGCCAGGCACUGCUGGCCCCAGAGGUUUCCAAGGUCUACCUGGCGUCGCUGGUAAUCCAGGCGCUCCAGGAAAAGAUGGAUCUGCCGGACCACCUGGCCCACAAGGUCUUGUUGGCCCUUCUGGAUUACGUGGUGAACGUGGUUACCCUGGUGAAAGAGGUCCAGUAGGUCAGCCUGGAACACCUGGAGAGCGUGGAGAACCUGGUGCGCCAGGGCAUGACGGACCACAAGGUUUACCUGGAAAACUAGGAUCUAAAGGACAUAUGGGAGCGCCAGGAAUGUUGGGAUUGCCUGGUCCGAGAGGACUUUCUGGGUUGCCAGGAGAAAAAGGUGAGCGUGGUAGCAUAGGACCAUUUGGUCCGGAAGGUCCACCAGGCCGUCCAGGCGAUCGUGGCCCACAAGGAAUGGUAGGACCACCUGGAGCACCCGGUGAAUCAGGAGAAAGGGGUGAGCCUGGAAGCCCUGGGCAACCAGGUGAGCAAGGAGCAGCAGGUGGUCCUGGUGAAAGAGGACCAAUUGGUUUGCAGGGCCCACCAGGUUAUCCUGGAGCCCCAGGCUUGGCAGGAUUACCCGGAGCAAAAGGCGAUCGUGGUUUAAUGGGUAUCAAAGGCGAACAAGGCAUGCUAGGACCUCAUGGUCCCCCCGGAGAGCAGGGUCUGCAAGGUCCCGUGGGCUUAAGUGGUUUGAAAGGUGCUCGAGGUGAACCAGGACUCAGGGGAGAACCAGGAUUAAGCGGAUUGCCUGGCAGACCCGGUGAUCAGGGUCAACCUGGACAACCCGGAAGCCAAGGGUUACCUGGUGUGGCUGGAUUUCCAGGAGCUAAGGGAAAUCCUGGGGAACCCGGUAGACCAGGAAAUCCUGGAUCUCAAGGUUUGCAAGGUGCAACUGGUUUGGAGGGACAAAAAGGUGAAACAGGCAAUGAUGGACCUCCUGGGCCAGCGGGUAAUCCAGGACCACCCGGUAAUGUUGGUGAACGCGGAAUGCCAGGCUUGUCUGGUCCACCAGGCGCGGCAGGUUUGCGUGGCUUAAGAGGAGUUCCAGGUGAAGCAGGUCCACAAGGUAGACCCGGAAAGGAUGGUGCACCGGGAGCGCAAGGCCUGCAAGGACCACAAGGCCUACCGGGUCCAAUGGGUGAGUCUGGACCUGAAGGACCAGCUGGUAAAGCUGGACCUCCUGGAAUUGCUGGUCGUGUUGGUGAUAAAGGACCUCAGGGACAAGUAGGAAAUCCUGGACCACCGGGAAAUCCUGGUCUGCCCGGUCCACCUGGUGCCAUGGGGCCGGUAGGUUUACAAGGUGAGCGUGGACCAAAGGGCGAUCUUGGUUUACCAGGUGUUGAAGGACCACAAGGCCUGCGUGGCAAAUCUGGCCCACCAGGUGUUGAAGGACCAAAGGGUGAACAUGGUGAGCCUGGUCCUAAAGGUAUCAAGGGUCAUCGCGGUCUUAUCGGUUUACAGGGUAUGCCCGGCCAAGCAGGUCUUAAAGGUGACUCAGGUCCACCAGGCAUACCCGGUCAGCCGGGAAAGUCAGGAGAGAUGGGAAUGCGUGGUCCACAAGGCCGCGAUGGCAACCCUGGGCCUAUGGGCCCGCCAGGUCAACCUGGUCCACGUGGCUUAAGCGGCGGUGAGGGUAAACCUGGACCCAUAGGACCCGCCGGUCCCCCAGGACCACCAGGCUCACCUGGAGAAUCGGUCGGAUACGAUGUAGCUGCACUUACUGCUUUACUCAAUCAAGGCCAAACAAAAGGCAUCGAUUUUCAAAGUGACCAACCGAAUCUCCUACCAGAAGGACUUUCCGAUGACGAAAAGGAAGCGAUGGUAAUCAAGGCGUUCGAACACUUGAAGGCAUCUUUUGAGAGAUUGCGAAGACCCAACGGUCAGCAAUCGGCACCAGCCAAAACGUGUCGUGAUCUUUUCGCGGCCUAUCCUGACUACAAAUCUGGCGAAUACUGGAUCGAUCCAAAUGAAGCUGAUCCACGUGACGCUAUCUUGGUGUAUUGUGAGCGUGAGACGCGCGGUUCGUGCAUACUACCGAAGCCACAAGAAACGCCAGUGUUAAGCUACAAAGGCGCUGAGAGGGAAACGUGGCUGAGUGAAAUGCCUGGAGGUAUGAAAAUCACCUACAAAACCGAUUCGCAUCAGUUGGGCUUCCUGCAAUUGCUUUCCGCUAAGGCCUCACAAAGAAUCACUUUCAAUUGUCGAAAUACAAUUGGCUAUUUGGAUGAAGACAAAACGAACGAUCGAAAUGGCCUAAAGCUGUUGUCAUGGAAUGAUGCAGAAUUAACGCCAAAGGGACCGCUGCGUCUGCGCUUUGAAGCAGAAAGCGAUGAAUGCAGGCAUCGCUCGAAUUCUUGGGCCAAAACGGUGAUCACAUAUAAAACUGAGAAGCCACAGAGGCUGCCAAUUGUUGAUGUUAAAAUCAGAGAUGUUGGCGAGGCUAAUCAACAGUUCCGCAUCGAAUUGGGUCCAGUAUGUUUUUAUAAUUGAUAGGAAUACACAACUCUCUCGCUCUCUUAGGUAUAAGAUAUAUAUACUAUACUUUACUUGAUUUAUUCUUUUGAUAUUUUGUUUUGACUAUAGCAAAGGGCUCUCAAAACGCAUUGUAACUUAAUUUAAUGCUUUUUAAUUUUACUUCUUGAACGUCUGAAUGCUCAUAAAUUUCGAUGUAACUCUAUACUGUUGGCAUAUUUUUAAGGACAAUAAAUGCACUU